Molecule: messenger RNA, 3105 nt
Organism: Cercospora beticola
Lineage: Eukaryota; Fungi; Ascomycota; Dothideomycetes; Mycosphaerellales; Mycosphaerellaceae
Product: glycoside hydrolase family 31 protein
Biological process (GO): carbohydrate metabolic process
Molecular function (GO): hydrolase activity, hydrolyzing O-glycosyl compounds; carbohydrate binding
Source: RefSeq, a predicted model, not a curated record
AUGCUGCUGCCUCCGCUGCUGAACCAGAACUUUAGUCUCGCUGUCUGCGAAUUCACUCACUGGCAGGACAUCAUGUCUCGUGUUCUGACGUGGACGCAAGCGGCGCUUGCGCUGUCUUCUUUGACUCUAGCACAGGACUCUUCUGCUUCAUCACCGCCUAUCGAUGGCCUGACUACUGCGGUGUUCGCUUCCUCAACUGGCUCGAUUGCUAGUGCUACUGUUUCGGGUGCUACGAGUACUUACUCCAUUCCGUUUACAGUACCGGCCUCAGCCGAUAUUGGCCCUAACAUCCUCCCAAAUAUCAAGGAUCCCAACGCCAAACAAGCACAGGCUUUGUGUCCCGGUUACAAGGCGAGCAAUGUGGAACAUACGUCCAUUGGCUUUACGGCCAUGCUCACCUUAGCUGGCGAAGGAUGCAACGUGUAUGGAACCGACAUUGAAACUCUUGCACUAGAACUCGACGUACAGAGCUCGCACAGGCUUCACCUCUCGAUCCAGCCCUACUACCUCGACAGCAGCAAUGCGUCACAAUACAUUUGGAGCGAGACGAUUGUGCCUGCUCCUCAGAACGAAGCAGGCUCGCAAGAGGUCGAUCUUCAGUUCACCUACAGCAAUGACCCAACCUUCAGCUUCACUGUAGUCAGGAAGUCCACUGGGGAUGUGCUUUUCGACACGACCGGGAGCGUGCUGGUGUUUGAGAAUCAGUUCAUCGAAUUUGUUACUCAAAUGCCGGAGAGCUACAACAUUUACGGCAUGGGCGAACGUAUUCACGGACUUCGUCUUGGCAACAAUUUCACAGCCACUUUUUAUGCUGCGGAUGUUGGUGACCCGAUUGACGAAAACAUCUAUGGUGUACACCCAUUCUACCUGGACACACGAUACUUUGAGGUUGAUCAGGAAACUGGCUUACACACUCUUGUCACUUCCAACGAUACCACAGCGAAUAGCACCUACGUUGGUCACAGCCAUGGUGUGUUCUUGCGGAACGCUCAUGGCAUGGAGGCACUCAUGAACCCUACCAACCUGACUUGGCGCGCGAUCGGAGGUAGCAUUGACCUGUACAUCUUUGAUGGACCCACUCAGGACGCCGUGACCAAGCAAUAUCAGACGGGUGCCAUCGGAUUGCCUGCGAUGCAGCAGUAUUGGAGCUUUGGGUUCCAUCAAUGCCGCUGGGGUUACAAGAAUUGGACAGAGCUCGAGAACGUGGUCAAUACCUAUCGAGACUUCGACAUCCCUCUCGAGACGAUCUGGACCGACAUCGACUACAUGUUUCAGUACAGAGACUUUACGAACGACCCAAACACAUUUCCGUAUGCCGAGGGACAAGAAUUCUUGAGCCGCCUGCACGCCGCCGGACAGCACUAUAUUCCAAUCGUGGACGCAGCCAUUUACAUUCCGAACCCGAACAACGCUUCCGAUAACUAUUCCAUAUACACAGAUGGCAACGAUCGAGGUGUCUUCCUCAGCAACCCGGAUGGCAGUCAGUAUAUUGGUUCAGUGUGGCCAGGAUACACAGUCUUCCCAGAUUGGCACGCCAACGAGUCUGUGGCUUGGUGGACGGACAGCAUGCUUGAGCAUCACAAGAACUCGCCCUGGGACGGUAUCUGGAUCGACAUGUCAGAGGUCUCUUCGUUCUGUAUUGGCUCGUGCGGAACUGGUAACCUGUCAUUGAACCCGGUGCACCCUCCCUUCGGUCUGCCUGGCGAGCCAGGGUCGAAGAUCUAUUCCUACCCUGAGGGAUUCAAAUUGACCAACGCAACCGAAGCAGCUGUAGCAUCCUCGCUCUCAGCAUCCCAGUCAAGCUCUGUCGCUGAAGCUACGCCCGCCGGAAGCUCCACGACCGCGUAUUUUACCCCUCCAGCCAUCACUCCAGGCGUCAGAAAUGUCAAUCAGCCACCUUAUGCCAUCAACAACGUUCAAGGCGACCUCGCCGUGCAUGCUGUCAGCCCUAACGCCACCCAUGUGGACGGCGUCGAGGAGUAUGAUGUGCACAGCUUGUUCGGGCAUCAGAUCCUCAACGCUACCUACCAAGCUCUACUUGAGGUCUUCCCAGGCAAGCGUCCUAUGAUCAUCGGUCGUAGCACCUUUGCUGGAAGCGGCAAGUGGGCAGGCCACUGGGGUGGUGACAACACUUCACUCUGGGCAUACAUGUACUUUUCGAUCAGUCAAGCUCUGAACUUCGCUCUCUUCGGCAUUCCAAUGUUUGGCGUGGACACGUGCGGUUUUAAUGGCAACUCGGACGAAGAGCUAUGCAAUCGCUGGAUGCAACUGAGCGCCUUCUUCCCUUUCUACCGCAACCACAACACUUUGUCUGCGAAUCCACAAGAGGCGUACGUCUGGGAGUCUGUUGCAGACGCAUCGAGGAAGGCCAUGGCAAUUCGAUACUCGCUUCUGCCAUACAUGUAUACGCUGUUCUACUUGGCUCACACCACCGGCAGCACAGUCAUGCGAGCUCUGUCUUGGGAGUUCCCGAACGAUCCAUCUCUGGCCGCUGUGGACAAUCAGUUCCUCCUUGGACCUGCUCUGCUCGUCACACCUGUUCUUGGCCAAGGCAUGAAAGAGGUGCAGGGUGUCUUCCCUGGAGUCGCUCAAGGAGAGAUCUGGUACGACUGGUACACGCAAGAAGCCGUCACUGCUCAGCCUGGCGAGAACGUGACCAUCUCCGCACCUCUGAGCCACAUUCCAGUGUUUGUGCGAGGCGGAUACGUUCUCCCUCGUCAAGAGGCGCUAUACACUACCACAGAGUCUCGCAACAGCUCAUGGAGUUUGCUGACUGCUCUCGAUAACAACGAAGCAGCUUCUGGAAUCCUGUACGUUGACGAUGGCGAGAGCGUUACGCCAAACGCUACACUCAUUGUCGACUUCACGGCAUCAAACGGCUCGUUGUAUGCUUCAACCCGCGGUCUCUAUGAAGACACAAACAGUCUCGCCAACGUCACUGUGCUGGGUGUGCAGGAUGAGCCUGGCAACGUAACGCUGAACGGCCAGGCCGUCAGUUCCGGUGUGACAUACAACAGCACGAGCAAAGUGUUAAGUCUCGUGGGCUUGGAAAAUCUCACUACGGAAGGAGCAUGGAAGAACGAUUGGGCUUUGACAUGGUCUUGA